Messenger RNA from Durusdinium trenchii, 240 nucleotides. The record is from the annotation of a GenBank genome assembly. Lineage: Eukaryota; Dinophyceae; Suessiales; Symbiodiniaceae.
AUGAAGCAGCACUUUUGUUUGAAGGAAAUUGAUGAUCGUGAUGAUGAGCUGGUUUACCGACAUGAAGUUUGGAGGAUGGAAAGCGAACUGAAGGAGGCACUUCCUCAUAUUUAUGAUAGGCUUAUGGACCAUUGCAGGGCCCUUGAUGCAGAGCUUUGGAAUGAGAUUGACAUUGGCGAUCGCUUCUUUCCGGAGAUCGAGCCCUGUAUUCGCACUUGGUUGUGUAUGCUUUGCAACUGA